This is a messenger RNA of Prunus armeniaca (apricot), 204 nucleotides long. The record is from the annotation of a GenBank genome assembly. Lineage: Eukaryota; Viridiplantae; Streptophyta; Magnoliopsida; Rosales; Rosaceae.
AUGCUUUCCCUUGAUUUGGGUUUUGCUUCGAUUCCUACCCUCUGGAUUUGGGCAGGCUGUCCUUAUGAUAGAAGAUCUAGUGGAGGAUAUUGCAUAUUUCUCGGCUCUAAUCUCAUAAGCUGGAGUGCUAAGAGGCUGCAAUCAGUAGCUAGAUCAUCUACUGAAGCUGCUGAGUACAGAUCUUUUAUCCUUGACUGCCUCUGA